This is a messenger RNA of Exophiala viscosa, 1919 nucleotides long. RefSeq names its product cytochrome P450. The record is from RefSeq and is a predicted model, not a curated record. Gene Ontology annotation, molecular function: oxidoreductase activity, acting on paired donors, with incorporation or reduction of molecular oxygen; monooxygenase activity; heme binding. Bases 353 to 1912 code for a protein of 519 amino acids. The transcript is spliced from 3 exons. Lineage: Eukaryota; Fungi; Ascomycota; Eurotiomycetes; Chaetothyriales; Herpotrichiellaceae.
UCCUGACUUCGGACGAAGACGUUGCCUUAAUCUAGAAGGCCAUUACGCAUCAGCCAUUGUGGAAGGAGACAUCCGAAGUGAAUUCUGGCCUCGACGCACUUCCCAAAUAUUGCGUUUCGAGCUAAUCAUUAUCGGGUAGAUACAGUACCCGGUUUAGGCGCAACGGCUGGCAUGAUAUCAGUGCCAAUAAUAGCAGGGAAUAUCACGGAAGCAUGUUCACCACCGGUCGUUAUUUUAUAUCCAGCAGAUUUGUUUCGGUAGACUGCUUGUCAGACGUUGGAUCAAGAAAUCUUUUCGACCAUCUCCCUUCGGACCACCUUAAUUUCUUGCCCAAGUGUCUAGCAGUGCUACGAUGGCGAUGUUCUACCUCCUGGCGACCUUAUGCGUUCUGGCUUUUUUUCUCUACAAAGUUGUCGUCUAUCCAGCCUUUGACUCGCCGCUUGCCAAAAUACCGUUUGCGCAUUGGUCAUGCGCUUUCAGCGACGCCUGGAUUCUGUGGAUGAGAUGGACGCAGCGCGAGAACCAAGAGGUUUAUAGGUUGCAUAUGGAGAAAGGUACGGCUGUACGGCUGGCCCCUAAUCUUGUCAGUAUCAACUGUUUCGACGAUGGCCUGAAGACCAUCUACCAGGGCGGCUUUCCAAAGCCGAAAUGGUAUCUGUACGCCUUUGCUGUUUAUGGUGUUGGAAAUCUGUUCACUAUCCAAGAUAAUGAGACGCAUUCAGCACAAAAGCGCAUCAUGUCUCAUACGUUCUCCAAGUCCUUCAUUAUGGCGUCGCAAUCAGCCCGAGCCGCUAUUAACGAGACUCUGUUCCAAAGGGUUCUCCCACUUCUCUACGAAGCUGCAUUAUCUGACAAGGCCAUCGAAGUGAUCGAGUUCAACUACUCCUACUAUCUCGACACAUUUGUGCAGUGGCAAUUCGGACGAUCGCUUCGCAGCAAUUUGGUCGAGAAUGAGGAAGAGCGAAGGUUGUACCUGGACGGCUUCUUUGGCAUCUCAAAAUUCACAUUCUGGCAGUAUUACUUUCCCCAUUUGUCAAAUGCUCUUCGCAAAAUCGGUAUCUACCUGAUCCCCAAAUGGGUUGAUGCUGGUUUCCAGGAAGUCGAGGACUGGAAUAUGGCAAAAUGCGACAAAGCUCACCAACUAUUGGCUACGGAACAAAACAUCUCGGAGGAAGACCAGCCUCUUCUGUUUCGACAGCUCCUGAAGGGCGUAAGCAGUAUCAAUUCAAAACCAAAGCAAUACCCACGACGAUUAGAGGUCGCUAGUGACAUGUUCUCCCUAAACUCUGGUGCAUUCGAGACAAGUGGAAACACAUCGACAUAUUUGUUCUACGAGAUGUGCCGGCAUCCGGAAUGGCAGGCAAAGCUUCGAGAGGAACUGCUGUCAUUGAAGAUGCCCUUGAAACAUAUCCCCGGGAGGAAUGUAGAGGUGGAAGAUAUCACACAGCCUAGAUAUGUGGACGAACUGCCAAUCCUCCACGCGAUUGUCAUGGAAACUCUUCGACUGUGGCCCUCGGUACCUGGUGGACAGCCUAGGAUCGUGCCCCGAUCGUGCACAUUGGGUGGGUAUGAAAACAUUCCAGCAGGGACAGUCGUUCAGUGCUAUGCGUCAGUGUUGCACAAAACGCCCGAGGUCUUUCCCGAGCCUCAUACCUGGAAGCCGGAAAGAUGGCUGGAUGCCACACCUGAGCAACUGGCUUUGAUGAACAGAUGGUUCUGGGGGUUUGGAAGUGGUGGCAGGGGAUGCAUUGGUAAAGCUUUUGCUAUAAACUCUAUCAAAUACCUGUUCGGUGGUGUUUAUACCAACUUCACGACUACAAUUUAUGACCACGGGGACAUGACCCCGGUCGAUAACUACCUAGCAGGUCCCAAGGGCCACAGGCUCGAGGUGAAGUUUAGUCUAGCAGAAUAAAGGGGAA